CGCCCGUGCCGGCGGCGUGGGCCCCCCUGUCCCCGCAGAGGGCGCGGAGCCCCCCGCGGCGGGCGAGGAGCGGGCGGUGACGGCGCCGCUGGUGGGGCCCCCCGGCCCCCCCAAAGCGGCCGCCCCCGAGCGGGAGACGUGGACGCGGCAGAUGGACUUCAUCAUGUCCUGCGUGGGCUUCGCCGUGGGGCUGGGCAACGUCUGGCGCUUCCCCUACCUGUGCUACAAGAACGGCGGAGGCGUCUUCCUCAUCCCCUACCUGCUCAUCGUCUUCGUGGGCGGCAUCCCUGUCUUCUUCCUGGAGGUGGCCCUGGGACAGUUCAUGAAGCAGGGGGGCAUCGCCGCCUGGAACAUCGCCCCCCUCUUCAAAGGUCUGGGCUUGGCCUCCAUGGUGAUCGUCUUCUUCUGCAACUCCUACUACAUCAUGAUCCUGGUCUGGGGGCUCUUCUACCUGGUGCACUCGCUGACCGACACGCUGCCCUGGGCCACCUGCGGCCACGCCUGGAACACGGAGCAGUGCGCCGAGUUCUUCCACCUGGAGCUGUGCCGGAACGCCAGCACCAACGCCAGCGCCGCCGCCGCCGCCGGGGCCCUCAACUUCAGCUGCACCGACCUGGCCAACAAGCGCUCGCCCGUCAUCGAGUUCUGGGAGAACAAAGUGCUGCGGCUCUCGGGGGACCUCAGCGAGCCGGGGGAGAUGAACUGGCAGAUGAUUCUCUGCCUGGUCACCACCUGGGUCGUCGUCUACUUCUGCAUCUGGAAGGGCGUCAAGUCGACGGGGAAGAUCGUCUACUUCACGGCGCUCUUCCCCUACGUGGUCCUCAUCCUGCUGCUGGUCCACGGCGUGACGCUGCCCGGGGCGCUGGGCGGCAUCGUCUACUACCUGAAACCCGACUGGUCCAAGCUGGCCGAGGCGCAGGUCUGGAUCGACGCCGGCACCCAGAUCUUCUUCUCCUACGCCAUCGGGCUGGGCGCCCUGACCGCGCUGGGCAGCUACAACCGCUUCCACAACAACUGCUACAGGGACGCCUACAUCCUGGCCGUCAUCAACAGCUCCACCAGCUUCUUCGCCGGCUUCGUCGUGUUCUCCGUGCUGGGCUUCAUGGCCUCGGAGCAAGGCGUGGAUAUCUCCAAGGUGGCCGAGUCCGGCCCUGGGCUGGCCUUCAUCGCCUACCCCAAAGCCGUGACGCUGAUGCCCUUGUCCCCGCUGUGGGCCACGCUCUUCUUCUUCAUGCUCCUGGUGCUGGGGCUGGACAGCCAGUUUGUCGGUGUGGAGGGUUUCAUCACGGGCAUCCUGGACCUGUUCCCCCAGCCGGGGGCCGGCUCGCUGCGCCGCGAGCUCACCGCCGCGCUCUGCUGCAUCGUCUGCUGCCUCAUCGACCUCUCCAUGGUGACACAGGGUGGCAUGUACGUGUUCCAGCUCUUUGACUACUACUCGGCCAGCGGGAUCACGCUGCUGUGGCAGGCCUUCUGGGAGUGCGUGGUCAUCGCCUGGGUCUACGGCGCCGACCGCUUCAUGGACGACGUGGCCCGCAUGAUCGGCUACCGGCCCCUGCCCUUCAUGAAGUGGUGCUGGGCCGUGGUGACGCCGCUGGUCUGCGUGGGCAUCUUCGUGUUCCACGUGGUGAACUACAAGCCACUGACGUACAACAAGACGUACGUGUACCCGUGGUGGGGCGACGCCAUCGGCUGGGUCCUGGCACUGUCCUCCAUGCUCUGCAUCCCCUGCACCGUCCUCUACAAGCUCCUGCGCUGCAAAGGCUCCCUGCGCGAGCGCUGGCAGCUCCUGACCACGCCGAUCUGGGGCCACCACCACCUGGAGUACCUGACGCCCGAGGCCGAAGCCAAGCUCCUGGCCCCGGAGCCCCCCAAGGAGAAGGCGACGCUCUUCGAGACUGUGAUCUGAGCGUGGGGAGGGUCGCGCUGCUCCCGCCUGCCAUAGCAAUAAUGCCAGCACCGCCUCCCACCCUCGCUGCCCCGCGCCCGGGCCCCCUCCCCGCCGCGGGGCCGGGGCUCCUCGGGGACACGGGGCCGGGGCGGCCGCGGGGGUCCCCGACAGAGGGGGCGUGCGGCACCGGGGGAGGGGGUGGCUUGGGGAGGGUUGGGGAGGGUGGGGGGGGGAAGCGAGCGGGACAGCCCCUCCCCGGUGUCCGUCCCCACGUCCCGGCCCACCCCCGUUCCGUCCCGGCCCCCCCAGCCGGUGGCACCUUGCUCACUAACCGCUUCUGUAGCGUUUGUCUGGUGUAACCCCGACCGCCCCGACAUCUGGCAAUAAACUGGGAGACCCUGGCA
Oxyura jamaicensis (ruddy duck) is the source of this 2292-nucleotide messenger RNA. It is a transcript of the gene SLC6A8, whose product is annotated as solute carrier family 6 member 8. Gene Ontology annotation, cellular component: membrane. The record is from RefSeq and is a predicted model, not a curated record. Gene Ontology annotation, biological process: sodium ion transmembrane transport. The coding region runs from base 152 to 1906 and encodes 584 amino acids. The transcript has 13 exons. Lineage: Eukaryota; Metazoa; Chordata; Aves; Anseriformes; Anatidae.